AUGGAGCCGAGGACCAACAGACAACAGCCCCCUGCCCCUCCCUCUGCUCCUCCUCUGCUGGUCUCCAGGACCAACAGACAACAGCCCCCUGCCCCUCCCUCCGCUCCUCCUCUGCUUGUCUCCAGGACCAACAGACAACAGCCCCCUGCCCCUCCCUCCGCUCCUCCUCUGCUUGUCUCCAGGACCAACAGACAACAGCCCCCCUGCCCCUCCCUCUGCUCCUCCUCUGCUGGUCUCCAGGACCAACAGACAACAGCCCCCUGCCCCUCCCUCCGCUCCUCCUCUGCUUGUCUCCAGGACCAACAGACAACAGCCCCCUGCCCCCUCCCUCCGCUCCUCCUCUGCUUGUCUCCAGGACCAACAGACAACAGCCCCCCUGCCCCUCCCUCUGCUCCUCCUCUGCUGGUCUCCAGGACCAACAGACAACAGCCCCCUGCCCCUCCCUCCGCUCCUCCUCUGCUUGUCUCCAGGACCAACAGACAACAGCCCCCUGCCCCUCCCUCUGCUCCUCCUCUGCUGGUCUCCAGGACCAACAGACAACAGCCCCCUGCCCCUCCCUCCCGCUCCUCCUCUGCUUGUCUCCAGGACCAACAGACAACAGCCCCCUGCCCCUCCCUCCGCUCCUCCUCUGCUGGUCUCCAGGACCAACAGACAACAGCCCCCUGCCCCUCCCUCUGCUCCUCCUCUGCUGGUCUCCAGGACCAACAGACAACAGCCCCCUGCCCCUCCCUCCGCUCCUCCUCUGCUUGUCUCCAGGACCAACAGACAACAGCCCCCUGCCCCUCCCUCCGCUCCUCCUCUGCUGGUCUCCAGGACCAACAGACAACAGCCCCCCUGCCCCUCCCUCCGCUCCUCCUCUGCUGGUCUCCAGGACCAACAGACAACAGCCCCCCUGCCCCUCCCUCUGCUCCUCCUCUGCUGGUCUCCAGGACCAACAGACAACAGCCCCCUGCCCCUCCCUCCGCUCCUCCUUCAGCUGCUCUGCCCCCAGGCUCUGGAAUGCACCCCCUACCCCCUAAACCUAACCCUUACACUAAACCGGGUUCGUAUCCUCUACCCCCUUGCUUUUAUGUAGGCCUACUGUUCACCCACACACCCCUCUUCCUCCAGCCGGGCCUGAGCAGUGACACACCCCUCCCCUGGACCACACCCCUCCCCUGGACCACACCCCUCCCCCGGACCACACCCCUCCCCUGGACCACACCCCUCCCCUGGACCACACCCCUCCCCCAGACCACACCCCCUCCCCUGGACCACACCCCUCCCCCGGACCACACCCCUCCCCUGGACCACACCCCUCCCCUGGACCACACCCCUCCCCCAGACCACACCCCUCCCCUGGACCACACCCCUCCCCCAGACCACACCCCUCCCCCAGACCACACCCUCCCCCAGACCACACCCCUCCCCUGGACCACACCCCUCCCCUGGACCACACCCCUCCCCCAGACCACACCCCUCCCCCAGACCACACCCCUCCCCUGGACCACACCCCUCCCCUGGACCACACCCCUCCCCCAGACCACACCCCCUCCCCUGGACCACACCCCUCCCCUGGACCACACCCCUCCCCUGGACCACACCCCCUCCCCGGACCACACCCCCUCCCCAGACCACACCCCCUCCCCCAGACCACACCCCCUCCCCCAGACCACACCCCUCCCCUGGACCACACCCCUCCCCCAGACCACACCCCUCCCCAGACCACACCCCUCCCCUGGACCACACCACUCCCCUGGACCACACCCCUCCCCCAGACCACACCCCCCCCCCAGACCACACCCCUCCCCUGGACCACACCCCUCCCCUGGACCACACCCCCUCCCCCCAGACCACAGCCCUCCCCCAGACCACACCCCUCCCCUGGACCACACCCCUCCCCCAGACCACAGCCCUGCAUUUACAGAGAUUAAAAGAGAACCAUCUACUUUUUGUUUGAUUUAUUUGAUUCUUGGAUGA
Messenger RNA from Coregonus clupeaformis (lake whitefish), 1959 nucleotides. Its product is annotated as cell surface glycoprotein 1-like. The coding region runs from base 1 to 1959 and encodes 652 amino acids. The transcript is spliced from 3 exons. NCBI's taxonomy places the organism in Eukaryota, Metazoa, Chordata, Actinopteri, Salmoniformes, Salmonidae. The record is from RefSeq and is a predicted model, not a curated record.